UCAUUUUUCAGAGAGGCAAAUGUCGAAAGGAUGCUAUGGAGCUGCAGAGUUCGUUCAUACCCACAGGGAGCCGGCAUUGGAAAAUGGAUUUGUUCAGAUUCAAAAUCGCCCUCGGAUAAUCGACCCAGUAACCGAUCUCUCUGCAAUCAGACGUCAGUCUUUCCUGCAGAGCCAAGCUAUCGAGAUCGUGGACCCUUAUAACCUUACCUCAACAAAAAACUGUUUCGAACGGAUCAAAAGCAGGAAAAAUGAAACCACGCAGGUACGGAACAAAUUGUCGGGUUCAUGGUCCCACCUACUAUCCCGUAUAAGAGCAAUCAGUGGACUGAGUAGUUGCGAAGCAAUGCAAACAUGCGGUGACUUGCGGGAAGACGAACAAUGCAGAACCGGGCCAGCAUCAUAUGGCUGCAACAUCGAAGAUUAAAAGGACGUAUGUAACUGGAUACAUAUAUAGGAAUCAAAUAGCACAACGUAAAAAUAAAAUCUUAAAAUCUUGAAAUCUUAAAAUCUUAAAAUCUUAAAAUCUUAAA
Armigeres subalbatus is the source of this 530-nucleotide messenger RNA. RefSeq lists its product as uncharacterized. The coding region runs from base 20 to 424 and encodes 134 amino acids. The record is from RefSeq and is a predicted model, not a curated record. Lineage: Eukaryota; Metazoa; Arthropoda; Insecta; Diptera; Culicidae. The transcript is spliced from 3 exons.